GUGGAGACAACGGUAUCCCCGUCAGCAUCUCUGUAAAACUUUACAUCGAUUUUAUUCCACUGUGUUAAUCGUUGCUGUGUCCUCGCAUGGUUUAUAUUAUUAUUUGGUAUCUACUGAAGCAUACCCUUAACUAUAAUUGAAUUAUUAAUAUGCCAUACUUUUAACGCUAACACAGUCCAGCAUAUAAUUUUAUUAGGCACAGGUGAUAGACUAGAUGUUGUGCUUAUUUUACAUACAGAUGUAAUAAAUAUUUCUGUAUCGCAGUUGUUCUAAAUAAUAACCAGCGUGUUUCUUCGCCAUUAUUGUGAAUCACUCGGGCAAGACAUUUUUGUUUUUGACGUUAAACUUGUUUUUUGCGGUGCUCAUUAGGAGUUGCAAACUUCCAUCAUGUCUCAGUCAGUAGGGCCAGAAGAAAAGAUGAAGAAAUACGUGGAGGAAGACGACGAUACAGUCACAGAAACCAAGGGUAAAACUGCGAUUGAAGUGCGAGACCUGCUCGUUCACUAUGCCAAACAUUCGACCAUGCACGGGGUUCCCUCCAUAGUGGGAUCUAAAUUAUACCGAGGAAGGAAUAUAUUUUGGGUGAUAGUUGUGUUGGUGAUGGGAGCCCUACUAGUAACAACUAUAUAUGUUCAAUUAUCGGAUUAUUAUCGCUAUCCUACUGUUACCAGUGUGAACGUGAAUUACCUAGAGGAGGACGACUUUCCCGCUAUAACCGUUUGCGAUUUAAACAUAUUCAAUACAGCCUUUGUAUCGAAAAUGGAUGAUAGAACACAAAAAUACAUGACGUUUUUAACAGAAAUAUCUGGAAUUUAUCACCUGGUGGGGAAAAGAUUUCUCCGAGCACUAGUCAAAGGAGAUAAGUCGCCGCCUACUAAUAAAACUGCAGACGAUAUUGUUCAGACUCUUUUUGAACAAGUGAACGACAUGAUCAAAGGUACGGGAUUGAAAUGUGCGUGGGGGGAUUAUUAUUGGGAAAACUGUGAUUCGGCGUUAACAACACGUGUGACAGAAAUGGGUAUUUGUUUCACUGUAGAUACUAGAAAAUUGGUGAGAAAUCAUCAUGGAAGUGCGAAGCCAAACCCCGUGAGUAAUUCAUUGCGAGGUUUCAACGUUGUUAUAACAACAAUAAGAACUGAUAUUCCAUACCGGUUGUACCAGUUUGAAGGUUUUAAAAUUGUUUUACACGAUCACGACGAGGAUCCAUUACCACAGUCCAGAGGUUUCGUUGUUGGUGCAAACUGCUCAACGGAAGUAGAAGUUUCAAAAUCAGUGAGAAUUGGACUGGAACCGCCAUUCUUGGCGUUUGGUGGCAGCACGUGUAUUGAUACAAAUAGCGAUAAAUUUACCAAUCCACUGAAGAGGUUUGACUUCUACACUAAAGAAGCCUGUGAAAAGGAAUGCUUCAUGGAUUAUGUUGUCAAAUUCUGCGGAUGCCGGCAUUUCCUUCAUCCGGGUAAUGAAAGUUUAUGUUCGAUUGAGCAUCUUUCGGGGUGUUACAGACAUGCUGAAGCAACUUACUACAAAGGAGACAGUAAUGGAACUGCAAAAGCUGAAUGCGUCUGUCCUCUACCAUGCCGAGAAAGUACCCAUAAAGCAUCGGUGACAUGCGCAAAAUUCAGACCGACAGCACCGUUUAGUAAAAUAUUGGAUAAUGCAAGUAUUGAUGCUGAUGUAGUAACACUCCAUGUUUUCUUUGCUGAUCCAGUUGUAACUGUCAUAGAACAAGUCCCGGUUUAUACUUUAGAGAAACUCCUAGGAUCUAUUGGAGGUCAAGUCGGUCUGUUUAUGGGUUUUAGUUUGAUUACAGUCGCCGAAAUGUUCGAACUUAUAUUUUUACUUGUUACUAGAGGGCGCUUACUUCACCAAGAAAGAUAUGAAAAAGAGGCAGAAAUGCGACAAUUGGCCAAUUUAAAUGCUAGAUAAAUCGUAUACAAAUAAAAAGACUGUUUGAAUUCGGAUAUUUCAUUUUCUCGGCAGAUAAUACAAAGACAGGAUGUGAUAAAACUUUGAGAACAAUAAUUUGUAGAUAUCGACUUAGUUCAGAUGCAGUUUCGCGAACGGAAAAAUUGAAAUUUUCUAUAAGAUAAAAUUUCACCUUUUCACCUUUUCUUGAAACGAUUUAGCAGCUCGGAUGUCGAAAUUUAAGAUUUACGAAAUGUCGAAACAUGGCUACAGUUGUAUACUUGAAUUCAUAUGCUGAAUAUUACCUUUUCUUUAGUUGUGUAACCGACAUAAUAUUGUUAUAAAGCCGUCUCCUAAAUAAUGAAACCCUUGAUUUAUUAUGUGUCAUUAUAAGUACGUUAAUGUGCAUCAUGGACAAGCUCAUUAGAUAAGUAUUCACUUGUAACCCUUGAUAAUGAUUGUAUGUAUUGUUAAAUAUAAAUAUAUAAUAUUAUGCUUAUGUGAUUGUAGAUAGCAAUGAUAGUAUUUUUGUAGAAAAAAGAAAUAUAUGAAUUCCAAAAUAUUUUCAUCUGAUUGAACAAAAAUUGGUCUAUAUUACUAUUUAAUAAUUAUAUUGGUAUUAAAAAAAUCCUCUACAGGUCUAAAUUAAACAAAUAAGCUAUAAUUAUUGUUAAUUUUAAAACUGGGAGGGCAUUGAAUAAAUUCAGAACAGCAGAUUACUUUAAUGCAGCUGAGAGACUUUAAGGAUACCGGAUGAUUAUUGUUGUAAUAAAAGCCAUACCUCAACUUUGGUGAAAUCAGCUAUGCCAAAAUUUUGUAUAUUAUAUCAUUAUAUAUAUAUAUAUAUAUAUCUGUCAUUUGUUUUGAAUACCUAGCUUGUCCAUGUAGUUUAAACUUAUUUGAAAAUGUUCGGCCCCCUUUUAAUGCUCGGUUUUCGUGAGCCGUGAUAUGGAAUUUGACUACUGACCGACAACAAAAAAGGAGCCUUACCGAAUGUUGUGAUAUGAAUUACCUAGAAAAUUAUCAUGUGUUGUGGGAAUAAUGGUAAAGUAUACGAUAUGACAUUUCCAAUAAUUGAAUAAGGAAAUUAUAUUUACCCAAAUGGUAUUCCAUGAGCAUCAAACAAAUGUUAUCAUUUGCUUGAAACAUUUAAUCAAGUUUUAAAUUUAAGUGCUUAAAUUACACAGCUGCAACCUUACAGAAAAGUGCAAUAUGUCGAAAUUAACAUCUUGAUGUAUACAGUACGUGUACAGCAAUCAACUAUAAAUUUAAAAGGAUGGAUUUUAUUGUAUAUACACAUAACAACGACGUGAAUAAUAAACUGAUUUAGCUAAAACUGUAAAAGAAUGGUGCAUUGGUAACCGAAGUGUAUUAGAUCUGGGUGAGAUUUUAAAUUACUACAUUAAGAUUAAAGAUGCAUUAUGUAAGAUUUAUUUAAAGAGCUCGUCGUUCUUGCUAUACUGUUCCAUAAAAGAUAAUUCAAAAUUAAUUGAAAAUUUCAUUCAAAUGAAUUUAUUCUGGCCACGUUAUCACAUAAAUUAUUUAUUUUCGUAACAGCGUUACUUGUUACUCGAGACUCAGCCUCGCUUCUCAAUUUUUAAAUUAAAUCAUUAAAUGGUAAUCGUAUUUUAAUCCAUUUACAUCAACACCAUAUGAUUGAUUAUAGGCUUGGCAUGUGAAUAAUUUGUUUAAAAUUUGAAGCCAAAUUACACCUGUAAUAGACAGAUUUAGCUCCUACAUAAUGCAUUUUUAAGAAAAAUAACAAAAAAUAAGAAAAAAAACCCAAACGAUAUAGACAUACAUAUACUAGGAUUUUAUACAAAGUCGUUUUAAUUCUGGACAUUACAUCUUUUAAACAUGUUCUUUAUUACUAAUAAUGUUUCCUUAACAUAUAAAUUAUGCUAGGGACUAGUGUUAAAAUAUUGGAAUGCACGUAGGUCUUUUUAGAUAUACCUACAUACCUCAGUGUUGAUCAGUUAUUGAAAUAUUUAUUUCUUGGCCAAAAUAUUUCACUUCCAACUGGAUUUAACAGUGUUUUGUGUGUAACGUUGCUGGCUUUUAAAGGGGUGUUCAUUAACAUUUCAAGACUUCGAAUAGCCACAAUCUACCCAAGCCAGAAUUUAAAGAAAAAUGGGCGAUAUUAGCACAAAUCCCACGAUGGAAAGUGGUACCCGGUGUUCAUAAAUUGAUAAACAUGCACUGCACCCGCACGACACCAAUCACGCUACGAGUAAGACCGAUUAUGACAAGGCUGACUCUGGACCAAAUGUACAUACAGGAUGACACAUAGAUCUAAUACCGAUCUACAAUGUCGCGAAAACGACUAUAAAUUCUGGUUGGUAGAUAUUCUUGUCCCAGUAAUCUUAGCUAAUUUACAAAGACAUAGUCGAUAAAUAUUGUUACGAGCCCCUUCAUUUACAGCUCAAUGUGUUGCUUUGUGUUUGUAGAUUUGUUAACAUUUGUUAUAUAUGAGAUAAAUUAAUAUUAUUAUUGUAUUAAAAUAGAAUAUUAUGUGAGGUCAUCCAUCGAAGACUAGGGAUUAUUGGCAUUUUUAUUGCUGCAUCUGAUUCAUGGUUAACUAAACGAUGGUUUUAUUAUAUCACACUAAAUACAGUAAAUUUGUAAGACGGCAGAAUACAGAAACACCUAACUCCAUAUAGAGAGAACAGUAUGCAUACUCUGGCUGAUGAGCGAACUGCCCGUUCAGACGCUUAUUUUUAAACCAGUUCAUAAUCGCUGGGGUUUUUAAGACAGCAUCGUGUUGCGUUCACACGUACUAUAAGCCAAACCAGUUUAACUAUUCUGACAUCUUCGGUCGGAGGUUAGAGUUAACUACGCACGGGUUGCUUCAUAUUCUUUAUUCGGUUCUCGCACUCUUUCGAUAACAUUGGCACUGCCUGACAGGAAUGUAAACUUACUGCGUACUGCGCAUGCUCAAAGCAAGCUGGAGCCGGUUUUUUUUAGCCAACCCAUUCAGACGGCUAAGAUGCACCAGUUUAAAAUAAAAAGCCUUCUCGAAGACAGGUCGCGAGCUGGGGUUUUUAAACUGGUUUAUUUGCCCCACAUUUGCGUUCAGACGCUUAAGUUAAACUGGUUUAACGAUCCCCGGGGUUUUUAAACCAGUUCAACUUAAGCGUCUGAAUAUUAAAUUGUCAAAAACCAAAAUAUAUUAGCGGACGAUAUAAAAUCGACCCGUGUCCAAUGCAUGCUACAUCACAAAGUGUUAGAUGGCCUUACCGCAGAUAGUUAAAAUCAAAAUAAUAUUUCUGCCAUUUAAGAUGACAUUUAGUUUGGUAUCUGUAUAAAUAAUUAACGUUGGUGAUAAAAUGGUGAUAUGUUUUGUUAUACAUAUGUACAGAGAACUGCUGUACAAACGUAAAAAUAGAGGGA
This is a messenger RNA of Patella vulgata (common limpet), 5295 nucleotides long. RefSeq names its product amiloride-sensitive sodium channel subunit alpha. The record is from RefSeq and is a predicted model, not a curated record. Lineage: Eukaryota; Metazoa; Mollusca; Gastropoda; Patellidae. Gene Ontology annotation, biological process: sodium ion transmembrane transport. The transcript has 9 exons. Gene Ontology annotation, cellular component: membrane. Gene Ontology annotation, molecular function: ligand-gated sodium channel activity. Bases 388 to 1926 code for a protein of 512 amino acids.